Messenger RNA from Molossus molossus (Pallas's mastiff bat), 2793 nucleotides. RefSeq names its product leucine, glutamate and lysine rich 1 (gene LEKR1). The transcript is spliced from 17 exons. Lineage: Eukaryota; Metazoa; Chordata; Mammalia; Chiroptera; Molossidae. The record is from RefSeq and is a predicted model, not a curated record. The coding region runs from base 1 to 2793 and encodes 930 amino acids.
AUGCAGCCAAGGUCACUUAGUGAAGGUGAACUUAGUGACAUUAAUGGGGAAAGUCGCUGUGAUGAAAAGGAUGAUUAUGUCCCAGAGGAAGUGACUCCAGAAAAAUACUUCACAUUAAAGAAACUCUUGGAGAUAUUUCAUGACAUUGAACGUGCAAAGGAUAAAAUGUUGGAAGCUCAUCCAGACUUAAUUAUAUCUUCAUUGAUUCACGUUUGGAUCAACGGCUUCAUUUUGGAAAGCAAACGGCUAGUGACAGCAGGUCGAUAUGAGAGGACACACUGGGUCCAGGCUGCUGUGCAAGCUGUUCUGCUUCUUGGGCAUGUGAUCCCAGAAGGUUAUGUUGAUAUUAUUUCCAGACACUACUUCCUGGAUGCUGUGGCAGUUCUGAUCACUUGUGGCAUUCCUGGGGCAAGUCUGGAUUCAUGCAGCAUUCCAACCCUGAAAGCCUUUUCAAAUUUCCAGCAGAAUACGAUGCUGCCCUCGCCGCCCCCUGGGAACAGUUCUGCCGCUCCCCGCGGCCGCCGCCGCGAAGGAGCUGAUUCGCCGGCGCCCGGCCCAGGCGGCGGCUGCGUGACAGGCGGCACUUCCCAGCCCGACGCUGUGGUAAUUCAAACUGAUCUCAUCGCCGGUCGUCACGACAUGCGCUUCCUCCGCUGCACGCGGCGUAGCAUUGUUUUACUUCAGACCUCCCUCAGUUUUUCUUGGGAAAUUAUGGAUCGUCACAUUCCCAUGCAUGCCUUACCCGAAGAAAUCCAAAAGAUGUCCCCUGAAGAAAAAGUUUGUAAGUACUGUGGAGUCAGCUAUCUAAUUCUUCAUGAGUUUAAAGCUAUGGAAGAAAAAGUGAAAGCAAUGGAAAAAGAGAUGAAAUUUUAUCAAGGAAGUGUAGAACGUGAAAAGAGACUUCAAGAAAAGCUACAUUCUCUUAGCCAAGAGUUUGAACAGUACAAAAUUGACAAUGACUCCAAAACAGAAAGAAUCCAAGCUGGAAGCAUGCAGUUAAAAAGUCAGCAAAAUGAAAUUCAGAGACUACAGAAAGAAUUGAGUAAUUUGCAACAUGAAUUAAAAAUUAAACAGAGACAAUCACAAGUCUUCAGCCAAAGAUUGAUGGAGUACAAAUAUUUCUGGAAUAAGACUCUUUCAUUACUUACUUUUACUAAAAGGGAAAUAACCAGUAUUAAAAAUGAAGUAUAUGAUCAUUUUCAAAACUGGACAUCACUGAAAGGAGAACUUUUUCUUCAAAUUAAAUCCAUAAGUGAAACAGCCUUAACAGAAAUAAAGAUACUAAAUAAAAGUUUGGCAGUGUCCCAGAGAAAUGAGGUAUGCCUUGAAGAGGAAAUGAAAAACCUGAAGUUGUUGUCAGAUGCGGCCAGACUGAGGUCUCAGCAGAUUCAGAUAUCUAAACAACAGGAAAUGAACUUGCAAACCAGAUGCCAUGACUUGCAAAAAGAAGCACUAGAUUUACAAUGUCAAGUAGAGGCACUGGGGCUAAAACUUCAGAAGACAAUGACUGAGUUGGACAACUAUAAAGAAAAGCUCAUGAAUAAGUCUAAUGAAGCUGAUGACUGUCAAAGAAAACUUAGAAAACUGAAGUUUCAAUCCAUUAUUUUUGAAUCAAGGUAUACUAGAUUGCUCAAAGAGAAAGAAGACUCUUUAAUGACUUGUCAACAAACGUAUAAAACUUUACAGGAAGAACUGACUGCAAAAGAAAGGCAAGAAGAAGACAUAAAAAGGAGAAUUAACCUUGCAGAAAAUGAACUAGAGAUAACCAAAGCUCUUCUGAGUCAGGCAAAGGAAGAGGUUGUAACACUGAAAAGUGAAAGGGAAUUGAUGCUGAUUUCACAUCAGAAAAGCAUUGAGCAGCUGCAGGAAACCCUUAGACAGAAGCUGCUAGAUGAUGAUAACUGGAAGGAGAAGAUUGAAGCUGAAAUUGCCAAGGAAAGAGCCCAACAUUUACUUGAAUUUGAGGAGCAAGCUCUUCUCUUUAAGGAAGAAAUUAAACUGGAACUUGAUAUUGAAAAGGAAAAACACCAAGAAAUAAUCCAAAAGUAUAAGAAAGAACAAGAGGAGCUACAGAUGAAGAUAUCUGACUUAAUCGCGGGUGCUACCAGAGAUCUAAGGCUGGAAGUGGCCACUCUUGAAAAAAAACUCCAUGAAUCCCAUGCCCAAUAUACCGAAGAAUAUGAGUCAAAGGAGAAGGAAAUUGAAAACCUUAAAAAUGUGGUUGCAGAAUUUGAAUCUCGCUUGAAGAAGGAAACUGACAAUAGUGAUUUUGUUUCAGAGGGCUUGAGGGAGGAAAUGAAACAGAAGUCAGAUGAACUGGAAGAAGUGUUGCUGUCCCAAGCACAACUGGUGCAGCAGCUGAAGCAGUCCCAGGAAGAGAACACGUUUCUUCAGGAAACAGUGCGUAGAGAGUGUGAAGAACGCUUUGAACUGACGGAGGCCCUGAGUCAGGCCAGAGAACAGCUCCUGGAGCUCAGGAAGCUCAGUGGAAGUUUCCCGUUGUCACCGAGGUUCCUCAGCCAGGGCAGCCUAACCUCCUCUGCUGUCACAGGCAGUAAUCAGAGAGAGAGCAGCACUGCAAGACUGAGCACUGAGAAGGGAACCAAAAUCCCCAGCCUGCACGGAGUGUCAAAACCCAGCCCCUUUCCAACCUCAGCUCAGCCUAAGAGGGCCAGCAGCUCAGGUUUGCCCACUCUCCUGCAGCCACAUCCUCCCAGGGGUCGGGCAUCUUCAGUGCAUGAGACCCGACAAAGACUGGCUGCCCUUCUGCGGAGGAGGCUGAAUCAGCAGUGA